This is a messenger RNA of Hippocampus comes (tiger tail seahorse), 6292 nucleotides long. RefSeq names its product clathrin, heavy chain a (Hc) (gene cltca). Gene Ontology annotation, biological process: clathrin coat assembly; mitotic cell cycle; receptor-mediated endocytosis. Gene Ontology annotation, molecular function: structural molecule activity; clathrin light chain binding. The coding region runs from base 243 to 5282 and encodes 1679 amino acids. NCBI's taxonomy places the organism in Eukaryota, Metazoa, Chordata, Actinopteri, Syngnathiformes, Syngnathidae. Gene Ontology annotation, cellular component: clathrin coat of coated pit; extracellular exosome; clathrin coat of trans-Golgi network vesicle. The record is from RefSeq and is a predicted model, not a curated record. The transcript has 31 exons.
GCUAAUUUCCACCGCCAUUGCGGUUCCACGGAGUCGGUGUAGUGGCAGCCCGAGGUUAGCCAGGGGAAGCUCGUGAGUCGAGAGCCGAGAGACUAUUCGAAACGUACCAUCACACCGACAGCACUUACACUUAUAUUUUUGGAACCUCCGAACUGAGGUUGUUUGGCUGUCCGGUUGGGAUCUGAGAGACGCCGUAGUUUGUUAGCAUUCGAAGAAACCGGAGGAGAGUGAGAGGAACCGCCAUGGCUCAGAUCCUGCCAAUUCGUUUUCAGGAGCACCUGCAACUCCAAAAUCUGGGCAUCAACCCAUCCAACAUCGGCUUCAGCACCCUCACCAUGGAGUCGGAUAAAUUCAUCUGUAUCCGGGAGAAAGUCGGCGAGCAGACUCAGGUGGUGAUCAUUGACGUGGCUGAUCCGAACACACCAAUCCGCAGGCCCAUCUCAGCCGACAGCGCCAUCAUGAAUCCAGCAAGCAAGGUCAUUGCACUCAAAGACGCUGGCAAAACCCUUCAGAUUUUCAACAUUGAAAUGAAGAGCAAAAUGAAGGAGCACACCAUGACCGAUGAUGUUACCUUUUGGAAGUGGAUUUCCCUUAAUACAGUCGCACUUGUGACUGAAAGCACGGUCUACCAUUGGAGCAUGGAGGGUGACUCGCAGCCUGUCAAAGUCUUUGACCGCCACUCCAGUCUGGCAGGCUGCCAGAUUAUCAACUAUCGCACUGAUGCCAAGCAAAAGUGGCUCCUCCUCAUUGGUAUUUCAGCACAGCAAAGUCGGGUGGUGGGAGCCAUGCAGUUGUACUCUGUGGAUAGAAAGGUUUCUCAGCCCAUUGAGGGACAUGCUGCCAGCUUUGCCCAGUUCAAGAUGGAGGGCAAUUCUGAGGAGUCAACCCUUUUCUGCUUUGCUGUCAGAAGUCAGGCUGGUGGGAAGUUGCACAUCAUUGAAGUUGGAACCCCACCAACCGGCAACCAGCCAUUUCCAAAGAAAGCAGUGGAUGUCUUCUUCCCUCCAGAAGCCCAAAAUGACUUCCCUGUCGCCAUGCAGAUAAGCUCAAAGCAGGAUGUUGUGUUCCUCAUCACUAAAUAUGGCUACAUUCACCUGUAUGACUUGGAAACCGGCACCUGCAUCUAUAUGAACCGCAUCAGCGGAGAGACCAUCUUUGUCACAGCUCCUCAUGAGGCCACCUCAGGCAUCAUUGGGGUCAACAGGAAGGGACAGGUGCUGUCGGUCUGUGUGGAGGAAGAAAACAUCAUUCCAUAUAUCACCAAUGUGCUGCAGAAUCCAGAUCUGGCUCUACGCUUGGCUGUACGCAACAACCUCGCCGGUGCUGAAGAGCUCUUUGCUCGCAAAUUCAACAACCUAUUUGCGGCUGGCAACUACUCAGAGGCUGCCAAGGUGGCUGCCAAUGCACCAAAGGGUAUUUUGCGAACCCCGGACACCAUUCGUCGCUUCCAGGGUGUGCCUACUCAAGCAGGGCAGACCUCCCCUCUGCUCCAGUACUUUGGGAUCUUGUUGGACCAGGGCCAGCUCAACAAAUUUGAAUCUCUGGAGCUUUGCAGGCCUGUCCUCCAGCAGGGAAGAAAACAGCUUUUGGAGAAGUGGCUCAAGGAAGACAAGUUGGAGUGCUCAGAGGAGCUUGGAGACCUGGUGAAGGCUGUGGAUCCCACCUUGGCGCUGAGUGUCUACCUUAGGGCCAAUGUCCCCAACAAGGUCAUUCAGUGUUUUGCAGAGACUGGCCAGUUCCCCAAGAUUGUCCUUUAUGCCAAAAAGGUGGGCUACACUCCAGAUUGGAUCUUUCUUCUGAGGAAUGUAAUGCGCAUCAACCCAGAACAAGGCCUACAGUUUGCCCAGAUGCUGGUGCAGGAUGAAGAGCCUCUGGCCGAUAUCACACAGAUCGUGGAUGUAUUCAUGGAAUACAAUCUGAUCCAGCAGUGCACCUCAUUCCUGCUGGAUGCACUGAAGAACAACAGGCCAUCAGAAGGUCCCCUGCAGACCCGCCUGCUGGAGAUGAAUCUCAUGCAUGCCCCACAGGUUGCUGAUGCUAUCCUGGGCAACCAAAUGUUCACCAACUAUGACCGAGCGCACAUUGCCCAACUUUGUGAGAAGGCCGGACUGCUGCAAAGGGCUUUGGAACACUACACUGACCUGUAUGACAUCAAGCGUGCUGUGGUGCACACACAUCUUCUCAACCCUGAGUGGCUGGUGAACUUCUUUGGCUCGCUGUCUGUGGAGGAUUCUUUAGAGUGCCUCAGGGCCAUGCUCUCAGCCAACAUCCGCCAGAAUCUGCAAAUAUGCGUGCAGGUGGCUUCUAAGUACCAUGAACAGCUUACCACACAGUCUCUCACAGAGCUCUUUGAAUCCUUCAAGAGCUUUGAAGGUCUCUUCUACUUCUUGGGCUCCAUUGUGAACUUCAGCCAAGACCCCGAGGUUCACUUCAAAUACAUCCAGGCUGCUUGCAAGACAGGCCAAAUCAAGGAGGUGGAGCGUAUAUGUCGAGAGAGCAACUGUUAUGAUCCUGAGCGUGUCAAGAAUUUCCUGAAGGAAGCAAAACUGACCGACCAGCUGCCGCUCAUCAUCGUCUGUGACCGUUUCGACUUUGUCCACGACUUGGUCCUGUACUUGUACCGCAACAACCUACAGAAGUACAUUGAGAUCUAUGUUCAGAAGGUGAACCCAAGUCGUCUGCCUGUGGUGGUCGGGGGUCUCUUGGAUGUGGACUGCUCAGAAGAUGUCAUUAAGAGCCUGAUUCUGGUAGUCAGGGGGCAGUUUUCAACUGAUGAACUUGUGGCUGAGGUGGAGAAGAGGAACAGACUGAAGCUCCUGCUGCCAUGGCUGGAGUCUCGCAUACAUGAGGGCUGCGAAGAGCCAGCUACCCACAAUGCCCUGGCCAAGAUCUACAUUGACAGCAACAACAACCCUGAACGCUUCUUGAGGGAAAACCCAUUCUACGAUAGCCGCGUGGUGGGCAAGUACUGCGAGAAAAGAGACCCCCACCUAGCUUGUGUGGCCUAUGAGAGAGGGCAGUGUGACCAGGAGCUGAUCAAUGUCUGCAAUGAAAACUCGCUGUUCAAGAGCUUAUCUCGUUACCUGGUGCGUCGCAAAGAUCCCGAUCUCUGGGCUAGUGUGCUGCUGGAGACCAACCCUUACCGACGACCACUUAUUGACCAGGUGGUGCAGACAGCACUGUCAGAGACCCAGGACCCAGAAGAGGUAUCUGUCACAGUCAAGGCCUUCAUGACCGCUGACUUGCCCAAUGAGCUUAUUGAGCUACUGGAGAAGAUUGUGUUGGACAACUCUGUCUUCAGUGAACACAGAAAUCUGCAGAAUCUGCUGAUCUUGACGGCGAUCAAAGCUGACCGCACACGCGUGAUGGAGUACAUCAACAGACUUGACAACUACGAUGCUCCCGAUAUCGCCAACAUCGCCAUCAGCAACGAGCUGUUUGAAGAGGCUUUUGCCAUCUUCAAAAAGUUUGAUGUCAACACAUCGGCCGUGCAGGUGCUGAUUGAACACAUUAGCAACCUCGACCGGGCCUAUGAAUUCGCAGAGCGCUGCAAUGAACCUGCGGUGUGGAGCCAGCUGGCCAAAGCUCAACUCCAAAAGGGUCUUGUCAAAGAGGCCAUAGACUCCUACAUCAAAGCUGAUGACCCCUCUGCUUACAUGGAGGUUGUGCAGGCUGCCGAUAAGAGUGGAAACUGGGAAGACUUGGUCAAAUUCCUCCAGAUGGCCCGUAAGAAGGCCCGCGAGUCUUAUGUGGAGACAGAGCUGAUCUUUGCACUGGCGAAGACCAAUCGUCUCGCCGAACUGGAAGAGUUCAUCAACGGACCCAACAAUGCUCACAUUCAGCAGGUCGGGGACCGCUGCUUUGAUGAGAAAAUGUACGAGGCUGCUAAGCUGUUGUACAACAACGUCUCCAACUUUGGUCGACUGGCUUCAACCCUCGUGCACCUCGGGGAAUACCAGGCUGCAGUAGACGGCGCCCGUAAAGCCAACAGCACCCGUACUUGGAAGGAAGUCUGCUUCGCCUGCGUAGAUGGACAGGAAUUCCGACUGGCUCAGAUGUGCGGCCUCCACAUUGUGGUGCACGCCGAUGAACUGGAAGAGCUAAUCAAUUACUACCAAGACCGCGGUUACUUUGAGGAGCUGAUCACCAUGUUGGAGGCGGCUCUGGGCCUGGAGCGUGCACACAUGGGCAUGUUCACAGAGCUGGCCAUCCUUUACUCAAAGUUCAAACCCCAGAAGAUGAGGGAGCACCUGGAGCUCUUCUGGUCAAGAGUGAACAUCCCCAAGGUCCUGAGAGCAGCAGAACAAGCGCACCUGUGGGCCGAACUGGUUUUCCUAUACGACAAGUAUGAGGAGUACGACAACGCCAUCAUUACCAUGAUGAGCCACCCAACGGAUGCUUGGAAGGAAGGACAGUUCAAAGACAUAGUCACUAAGGUGGCCAAUGUUGAACUGUACUACAAAGCCAUCCAGUUCUAUUUGGAGUUCAAGCCCUUAUUAUUGAAUGAUCUGCUCAUCGUGCUGUCUCCAAGACUGGACCACUCUCGUGCUGUCAACUUCUUCAGCAAGGUGAAACAGCUGCCACUGGUGAAGCCCUACCUGCGCUCGGUGCAGAACCACAACAACAAGUCCGUCAAUGAAGCGCUGAACAACCUCUUCAUCACAGAAGAGGACUAUCAGGCCUUGAGGACAUCAAUAGAUGCCUACGACAACUUUGACAACAUUUCACUUGCACAGCGUUUGGAGAAGCAUGAGCUGAUUGAAUUCAGAAGAAUUGCCGCAUAUCUUUUCAAGGGUAACAACCGCUGGAAACAGAGUGUGGAACUCUGUAAGAAGGACAGGCUUUACAAGGACGCCAUGCAAUACGCGGCAGAGUCGAAGGACACCGAGCUGGCCGAGGAGCUGCUGUCCUGGUUCCUGCAGCAGAACAAGAAGGAAUGUUUUGCUGCAUGCUUGUUCUCGUGCUAUGACCUCCUGCGGCCCGACGUGGUGCUGGAGACCUCCUGGAGGCACAACAUCAUGGACUUUUCUAUGCCAUACUUCAUUCAGGUCAUGAGAGAACACCUCACUAAGCUGGACAAGCUUGAAACCUCAGAAUCACUAAGGAAAGAAGAGGAACAAGCAACAGAGACGCAGCCCAUCGUCUAUGGCACACCCCAGCUGAUGCUGACAGCGGGCCCCAGCGUCGCCGUACCCCCCCAACAACCGUAUGGCUACGGCUACCAGGCGCCGGCCGGGUAUGGUCAGCCAGCCGCCGCGCCGGGAUUCGGCUACGGCAUGUAAAGGUCCCCCCUGCCCUUUUGUCCACAUGCUGACUGGCGCUCGAAUCCAGUCAGUCCUUCAGCAGACCAUUAUUGUCUCUCUGUCCUUGCCAUCAACACAGAGCAAAUUUAGGGAUCAUACAAAGAACCCCCCCCCACCUCCUUUUUUGUACUUUUCUCCCUUACAAGCUUUCAUGAAGGACUCUUGUUUUCAAAGAUUUAAUCACAAAAGAUUAAUUUGCUCACAUUCCAUAUUGACUAGAUUAAUAAUUUUAUUUGAAUGGUAUGUGGUUUAUGUACAAUAGGGUGGGCAGGGGCCUGGCUGGGGGAAGAGCUAGUUCUCUUCUCAGUUGUUAAGCUUCGGCGUUGCACUCACAAGUGAGAAGAAAUUCAUGUAGACCCUCUCCCUAUUCGGCGUGUUUGAAAGCAGCUUCCUGACUGUAAAAUGCAUUUGAUAUUGUAUAUUCCGUCACGAAACCCACUUGUGCUCCUUUUCUUUUGAUAAUGUGACCGCCGUAGUCCGGAAACACGACGUCGUCCCAAUCAAAAACGGUCUUCGGGGCCGGCCGAAUGUCAAACGAGAGCAUUUUCAGAUAAGGUUGACUCUUUCCAGUCUAUGCAGGACUUUGUACAUCCAUACAACAUGCCGUUGUGCUUUAAAUGCGUUUGUGACGUGGGACCAUUCCAACUCAGGAGGGAAGCAGACCCAUAAUGCACCCUCUCGAUGCUGCAGCUCAUUUCUGCCCUUUUUAGUCUGGGUCGCUGCGGAAAUUCCCAAAAUAAAUGUCCUCUUGUGGUGCAGAAUUGUCGCAGGAGUUGUAAUUUGAAGUAUAUAGAGAUAUAUAUAUCAACAAGUUUGCAUCUAUACAGAAAAUCAUUAAUUACUUUUCUGAAUUUAUAACCCUGCCUAAAUUAUCCACAAUGAAAUUGUACACUUACAAUACUUGAUUGUGCAUAAUCAGGAUCAUGAUGAAUGAAACAGCCAUUUUGUUUUCCACAAAAAAAAUAAAGGCUUCUGGUUUGUCAAAAGUG